Harmonia axyridis is the source of this 1123-nucleotide messenger RNA. Its product is annotated as parkin coregulated gene protein homolog. The transcript has a single exon. Lineage: Eukaryota; Metazoa; Arthropoda; Insecta; Coleoptera; Coccinellidae. Gene Ontology annotation, molecular function: Hsp70 protein binding; Hsp90 protein binding. The coding region runs from base 335 to 1123 and encodes 262 amino acids. The record is from RefSeq and is a predicted model, not a curated record.
AAGAUCAUUAUCUGAAACCCCAACAUGCAAAUUUUCAGCACAAAGUUAUGAUUUCUUUUCCAUAAACGCCUAAUAGGCCAUCGCGGUGAAUCAUCUUGUAUUUUAAAUGAUGCCAAUUUAUCUGAUUCUAAUAUUAAAAUAUUUGAACCCUAUAUUAGCGUCCAUCAAGCUAUACUGCUUGUUAUAAAUAAUGAACGAAUGUCGAAGAAAACAUCUCACAUAUUGUGAGAUGAUUUGCAGUUAUGAUUGUAGGUAUAUAAACUUCCCAAACCUCAUUAAACACCCUCAGAAGGCACGAACAAACCGUUCCUAAGACGACCUGACCUACAAAAACAUGGCAACCAAUGUUACAUCGAUAACGACCAGAAAAACAUUCAUUGUGAUCUCGGCAUUCACACAGAUGGUUUGCGGUAAAGAAUUCAGAUCGAACUUGAGAAAACCUCUUCCAAGUGCCAAGGGUGCUGUCAGAAGAGUUGUUCCCCCCUUUUCCAUCCAAUCCUUGCAGAAAGGUAUCCAUGUGGCGCCAGCCCCCAGCUGCCAUGCUUUUCAAGAACGUCCACCGGUCAAAAACCUGUUCAGGUAUCGUUACCAUCGAGGAGAUUUUCCUGUGGCUCUGGAGACCAAGGGGAUUUCCUGGAAGACCGACAUCACCAAACUGGACUUUCACUUCUAUCUGCCGAUGUUCUUUGAAGGAUUAACCGAGACCAAACACCCUUAUAAAGUCUUCGCCAGGCAGGCAGUACACGACAUGUUAACCUAUGGUGGUAGUAAGACAUUUCCUUGCAUCCCCCAGCUGAUAAUCCCAAUCAAGAACGCCUUCAACACCCGAAACAGAGAAGUCAUAUGCAUCACACUGAAGGUCCUGCAACAUCUCCUGAAGACGAACGAGCAAGUUGGGGAGGCUUUGGUACCUUACUACAGGCAACUUUUGCCAGUUUUGAACAUGUUCAAGAACUGUAACGUGAACUGCGGAGAUGAGAUAGAUUAUACGAAAACUAGAGGGGAGAAUAUAUCCGAUUUGAUCAAUGAAACGUUGGAGUUGAUGGAGAGGACUGGGGGCGAAGAUGCUUUCAUCAACAUCAAAUAUUUGAUUCCUACCUACGAGUCGUGUCUGUUGAAUUAG